CUGAUUGAACGGGGAGGAGCCGUGAAACUUGGCUGCGCACAGUUUAUUCCGAGGCUCGUGACCACGUUUUUUUUUUUUUUUGCUUUUUUCUUGCCAUCAUUUCAUUUUCGACCACGCCAAGGUCGUGUCCGUUGUCAAGUGAGAGCGGGGAAACGACGCAAACGCGCCGCUGAAGGGGCCUCUGAAGAGACGACUUGCUGUGCGUCGCAAUGGGAAGCUGGAAGAAUCACGUGCGCGCUCGACUGCAGCAGAGAGACCAAACGGAGAAACUCCCCCAUGUUGGCGUUUUCACAAGCUUGUCUCAAAUGGAAGAACGUUUUGAAAUUCGCAAACACAUUUUGGAUGAUGUUCAGUCAAAGAGUUCAGAACUAGGUGGAGUUGAAGUUGGGAAAAACACCAGACUCCUUCAGCUCCAGCUGAGGGAGAGCGAACACCUGGCAGAAAAGCUUUCUCAGACUGUCUCUGACCUGACAACCGUCCUCUAUCUGAAAGAGGCUGAACUGCAGUACUGGCAGUCACGUGUGUCCCAGUACCGUCAAGAGGCACUUACUCUGGCUAAAGGGAGUAACACCCUAAAGGCGACCCUUUCAGAAUUUGAAUUCACCUUAGAGUGUCAAUCCAAAGAGUUGGCAGCCGUGCAAGCAGAGCAGAAAGGACUUAAGGAAGCGUUAGCACAGUCUUGGAGAGAGAAAGAGGAACUCUUGCAACGAUGGAUGAAGGAGAAGAGGGAGGAGGCAGACAGGUUGAAUAAGUACAACGACACACAGGAAAGGUGGCAACGUUUGGCCAAACAGCUGAAGAAGCACCUCCAUAGGGACAUGGGAAAAGAGUAUGCCCCCCCAGCGACGAGCCCCUGGAGUGGUACAACAAACUCAGUCAUUCAGAGGAUCAGUAACACAACAGACAUACACCAGGGGCACUCAGACCACUACAAAGUCUCAACUGUGGCAAAUGUCUAAUAUUCCCAUGGGAUCCUGGAGAUGACAUUUCAUCAGUGCUUGUAGUUGAAAAAGUAAUUGCCCAUACAGUGAGUGGUGCUGGAACUAUGACCAAGGAGUAACUCUUUGCAGCUACAAGUGUGAGGACAAAUGGUUUCCUAUUUGUAUCUGGUUUUUUGUUAUUUGUUUUUUAAGCUAAAAAGUGAUUUAAAGAUCCACCAUAUCCUCUAGAUAUAUUGUUAAAUUUAGACUUGGUCAAAGUGCCUAAUUUUACAUCCACUGCUUUAACUAAAGUCGCCAUUUUCUCAAGCAAUGUCUGUUGUUAACUUAUCACAUCUGGAAAGAAUUUCUAAAAUCCCUCCAGUUCUACCAAUUGACGUGAUAAACCACUGAAACCAUUUUUCAGUCAGGGCUUGGUAUUAGUGAACAUGUGCCUGUUCCAACUUUUAACUUUGUUUAUUUACGCAGAAAAUCAUGUAAAUCAUUUUUACUUCUUAGGUCAAAAAGUGUGUUUGAAAAGAAUUUGAAUAACCUGAGAUCUUUAAAGGUAAUUUUUUAAUAUAUUUUAAAAUAACAUCUCUUAUUUAAAAUGGAAAGUCAAUUUCUGAUGAAUAUGUUACUGUAUAUGAAUUGUUGUGAUAAAUAAAGUUACUUAAAUGCCAAUUUUUUUUGUUAAGUGAA
Messenger RNA from Xiphias gladius (swordfish), 1619 nucleotides. RefSeq lists its product as uncharacterized. The coding region runs from base 210 to 959 and encodes 249 amino acids. The transcript is spliced from 7 exons. NCBI's taxonomy places the organism in Eukaryota, Metazoa, Chordata, Actinopteri, Istiophoriformes, Xiphiidae. The record is from RefSeq and is a predicted model, not a curated record. Gene Ontology annotation, cellular component: autophagosome membrane. Gene Ontology annotation, biological process: autophagosome assembly; negative stranded viral RNA replication.